CUUGUUCUUUUAGCUCUAAGCCAACUAGGCUCUAAGCCAACUAGGGUUUUGAGAAGAUCAAAAUGGCAGCAAAAAGAUCAGAUUCCAUGGCCCUCUUUUUGGCACUCAACAUCCUCUUUUUUUCCCUAGGCAAUGCUUGCAAUUCCUGCCCUUCCACCAACCCUAACCCGAACCCCACCCCCACUCCAUCUGCAAGGGGCAGAUGCCCCUGGGAUGCCCUUAAAUUAGGUGUGUGUGCCAAUGUGCUUAACUUGGUCAAUGUCGUAGUUGGUUCACCCCCGGUUCAACCAUGCUGUGCCCUUCUCCAAGGUCUCGCCGAUCUCGAAGCUGCGGUUUGCCUAUGCACCGCACUCAGAGCUAACGUGUUGGGGCUCAACCUCAAUAUCCCAAUUUCCCUUAGCUUGCUUCUCAACGUUUGCGGAAGGAGUACUGGCUUCCAAUGCUAGAUCCCCACUCUUUCAAUAUCUUCAUCUUGGUCAUGGUUUUGAAAUUUAUGGUUUCCAUUAUUCUCAGUAAAUCAGUGUCUUUGUUUGUGUCUUUGUUGUCUUUAUUU
Messenger RNA from Hibiscus syriacus, 553 nucleotides. Its product is annotated as 14 kDa proline-rich protein DC2.15-like. Bases 63 to 446 code for a protein of 127 amino acids. The transcript is spliced from 4 exons. Lineage: Eukaryota; Viridiplantae; Streptophyta; Magnoliopsida; Malvales; Malvaceae. The record is from RefSeq and is a predicted model, not a curated record.